Oncorhynchus gorbuscha (pink salmon) is the source of this 4897-nucleotide messenger RNA. RefSeq lists its product as uncharacterized. Bases 971 to 1891 code for a protein of 306 amino acids. The record is from RefSeq and is a predicted model, not a curated record. The transcript is spliced from 3 exons. NCBI's taxonomy places the organism in Eukaryota, Metazoa, Chordata, Actinopteri, Salmoniformes, Salmonidae.
GGUGCGUUCUAUUGUAACUAGCUAGGUUUGCACAUAACCAGUAUGCGACGUAUCGACGUUAAAUGUUUCCUAGACACUUAACUAAUGUCAUAUGAACACCUGUAAACUAUCCCAGUCGGUUUGUUGGAUGAUUCCACGACGUUAAGAUAAACAUUUGAAUUGUCAAGCGAACGAAAACGUUUUAUACGUGGUGGUCUUUGCUAACUAGGCUAGCCUCCAACUGUCUAAAAGAGACCAAGACCAAGAAGUGGAAAAGAGACUACACACAGUUAAAUUUGAAGAUGAAAUAUAUGUUCUGCUUUUCGUUAGGCUGAGGAACUCAAGAAAAACAUUCAUUGUCAAGAGUUGGAAGAUUUGCUUGUUGCAUUCCUCGACUAAAGUCUUUACCCUGCAAUGUUAGCUGGCCAUGUACUUCUAGAAAGAACCGUAACAUAUUAUAUAUACUUGGCUAAGUAUAUUUCUGUAGACUAGGCCUACUAAACUAGCCAUUGGCUAAUGUCCGUAAUUCGUCCGGAUAUUAGGGAUUCUAGACUAUUUCUAUCACUUAAAAACCAAAGGUAAUCUUUUGGUAUGGUUUAUUUGUUUGACGUUAGUGUUGAUAAGAGUAAAAUUAGGUGAAGAAAGGUGAAAGUCUUGGGGACGACAUGUAGCUAGUGAGUACCCUCAUUGGAAUUUUCCCUUGGGCGUUGGUGGUUGGUUUCGAUUUAACACCCAUCAGGUGUGUCCUGUGGUACACACUUUCCCUCUUAUCAUUCCCAGUGAUCUCACGGCAAGGAGAGUUAAUUUGACUUAUCUAAUGCACUAUAGCUAGGCUAUAGUCUAACAAAACCUCCUACCAAUCUUAAAACGGAAAUAAAUAAUAUAAAGUUAAACCCAUUAUUGCGUUCUCAAUAACUCAUUGCAGUCUCUAAGUCCUUUAGUCCUUCUAAAAUCCAGACAGAAUAAAGGGCGCUAAACUAAGGGAACUGACAUGACAGCUGUAGUAGGAAGAGUUUGGGGGUGGGUGCGUCCAGUUAUCUCCUACCGGCCCUGGGGCAGCAAAGCAGGACCUGACAAAACCACGAGGGACAAGCCAGUGACUGAAGAGCAGCAGACGAGAGGCAGCUGGGGCUUCUUGGGGGGGUUAACAACCUGGGUUUGGGGAGCCGGACAGAAAAGACAAACAAGUGAACAAACAACAUUGAUCGACGAGUACUGGGAAGCAAGUGAGGAGAAAAUCCAGUCCAGGGAAGUUGAAGAGCUGGGUGCGGGAAAGCAGGAGGCUGAGGGGAAAGCAGAACAUGGUAACUCCAGAUGGUGGAAUAAGAUUCUGCCACCCUCACACUUAUUCUGGCCGAGAACAGCUGAACCUGGUGGGCUAAGUCAGAGGAAAUGUGUCGGUGCAGGAUGGGACUCUGACAAAGAUGGGGAGUAUUCUGACUACGGAACCCCUCCACCUUCUCCCACACCUAGCUCCUCAUCAGCCUUCCGGUUCUUUGCACUCGCCUGGAAUGGGGUGAUAGUUCCGGAACACUUUGAGAUCUGUUUCAACCUCCUUCGUCACCUGUUUGACCUGUUGGUGGUGGGCUUCCUGUGGACUGUGUCCCCCCCUACCAAGUUGGUCCUGGAGGUUCUAGGGGUUCAAGGAGGACUGAAGUUGUGGCUCCAUGGAAUGGCCAUGUUUUCUGUCUCCACUGUUGGAAUGGCGGGACUGCUUUGGUUGGUCCAAGAGUAUCUUCUACAGUUUGCUCUGUUGUAUGGCAUCGUGCAAGCACUGGUCAUCUCUGUCAGCAUCCAGCAGAGUGUGAUCCUAGGAGAGGGGGAUGAGGAGUAUGAAAAGGAGGUGGAGGACGUGGAAGUGAGAGACGAUGAGGAAGUUACAGAGAUGUACUUGACUACAAAGGAAAGAUGAUCCUUGAAUGAAAGUUUGUUUUGACAAUCAUCUGACAUGCAGGGAAGAGGGAUGUUUUGAAAAGCCUGACAUGCAGGGAAGAGGGAUGUUUCGAAAAGCCUGACAUGCAGGGAAGAGGGAUGUUUUGAAAAGCCUGACAUGCAGGGAAGAGGGAUGUUGUUUCGAGAGCCUACCAAUGCAAAGACCAAGAGCCAUGAAAAGAGCUGAGCCCAGCUGAUACUGCAAUGAGGAACGACAGAGGCUGGAGGACUUUAGGCUAACACUUCACUACUGUGAUAUUCAGUGGCGCUGUAGCAAAGCACAUCCACUACAAUCUUUGUCAUCUAGGCCCAGUGAUACCACUGUUGUCAUCUAGGCCCAGUGAUACCACUGUUGUCAUCUAGGCCCAGUGAUACCACUGUUGUCAUCUAGGGCCCAGUGAUACCACUGUUGUCAUCUAGGACCCAGUGAUACCACUGUUGUCGUCUAGGGCCCAGUGAUACCACUGUUGUCGUCUAGGGCCCAGUGAUACCACUGUCGUCGUCUAGGGCCCAGUGAUACCACUGUCGUCGUCUAGGGCCCAGUGAUACCACUGUCGUCGUCUAGGGCCCAGUGAUACCACUGUCGUCGUCUAGGGCCCAGUGAUACCACUGUCGUCGUCUAGGGCCCAGUGAUACCACUGUUGUCGUCUAGGGCCCAGUGAUACCACUGUUGUCGUCUAGGGCCCAGUGAUACCACUGUUGUCAUCUAGGGCCCAGUGAUAAAACUGUUGUCGUCUAGGGCCCAGUGAUACCACUAUCGUCGUCUAGGGCCCAGUGAUACCACUGUCGUCGUCUCGGGCCCAGUGAUACCACUGUCGUCGUCUCGGGCCCAGUGAUACCACUGUCGUCGUCUAGGGCCCAGUGAUACCACUGUUGUCGUCUCGGGCCCAGUGAUACCACUGUUGUCGUCUCGGGCCCAGUGAUACCACUGUUGUCGUCUAGGGCCCAGUGAUACCACUGUUGUCGUCUAGGGCCCAGUGAUACCACUUGUCGUCUACGGCCCAGUGAUACCACUUGUCGUCUACGGCCCAGUGAUACCACUUGUCGUCUAGGGCCCAGUGAUACCACUUGUCAUCUAGGGCCCAGUGAUACCACUUGUCAUCUAGGGCCCAGUGAUACCACUUGUCAUCUAGGGCCCAGUGAUACCACUUGUCAUCUAGGGCCCAGUGAUACCACUUGUCGUCUAGGGCCCAGUGAUACCACUUGUCGUCUAGGGCCCAGUGAUACCACUGUUGUCGUCUACGGCCCAGUGAUACCACUUGUCGUCUAGGGCCCAGUGAUACCACUUGUCGUCUAGGCCCAGUGAUACCACUUGUCGUCUACGGCCCAGUGAUACCACUUGUCGUCUAGGGCCCAGUGAUACCACUUGUCGUCUAGGGCCCAGUGAUACCACUUGUCGUCUAGGGCCCAGUGAUACCACUUGUCGUCUAGGGCCCAGUGAUACCACUUGUCGUCUAGGGCCCAGUGAUACCACUGUUGUCGUCUAGGGCCCAGUGAUACCACUGUUGUCGUCUAGGGCCCAGUGAUACCACUUGUCGUCUAGUGCCCUGUGAUACCACUUGUCGUCUUAGCACAGUUCUAUUGUUACAGAAUCCUGUUUCCUUCUAGUUAGACUUCUUUUACAUUCGUUUUGUUCAGACGAACUUUUGAAUAUCUACUUGACAGAUACCAGCACCUUUUUUUCCCAGGUUUCUUUCCAAUCUUAUUCCAAGCAGAUUGUGUUGUUGUUAGUUUUGGGACAUAAGGUUUAUUUGCCUUGUAUUUAAUUUCCUGUGCCUUAAUAUUUAAUAGUAUGCCUUUAUUAUAUUAUCCCUGUCUUUCUCCAUCAUAAUCAUCAGUGUUAAUUGCAUUGUAAGUAAACUACACAUUGAACAUGUAUUUAUCUGUUUUGUCACACGUAUGUUCCUGUUUGAAAGGUACGCUACAGUCUUAGAAACUCAACCGUUUAAAAAAUAUAUAUUUAUCUUUAUAAUUGACCGUACAAUUGUCUAGUAGUAAGUUUUACACAAUCACAUACAAACCAACAGUGAUGCUCAGGAACACUAAUUCUACCUGCAAGAUUUUUGUCUCGGGAUGUCACAAUCUGUAGUAGGCGUGUCUAAGAAGAGGAUUCUAACCAGUGGAGUCUGGUGGGAGGAGCUGUAGGAGGGCGGGCUCAUUGAAACGGAAUAAAUGGAACAUAUAGAAACCACGUUUGACUCCAUUCCACAAUUCCAUUUCAGCCAUUACAAUGAGCCUGUCCUCCUAGAGCUCCUCCCACUGGUUCUCACCCACAAUGCCCCUGUAAUUCUAAAAGCUUUGAAGAACAUUUCCAGUUUCUACGAUGGCCUUUCCCAGAUAUUUUUGUAUUUGUAGCAUAACAUACAGCUAUCACAUCUUCACAGUGAUGCAGAAAGUUCUAUGAUAUAUAUAUACUCGUUGUGUGCUGAUAAUGGGACCUGUAAACAGUGAUACCACAUCAGUGAUUCCUCUCUGCCUUUUAUCUCUUGUGUUUAAAUGUCAUGUUUUGACUUGUUACUCCACGUGUUGUUUACAAAGAAAGAUGUCUUGUAAUGAGAAUAUGCAAUGUUCCCCCCCCCCCCACAAAAGACAAGUACUGGAUCACUGUGAAAAUGAUAAGGCAGCAACACUUCAACAUGAAAACCCCACCAGGGCCACGUUCAGUUGAUCAAACGUUGCAGAUAGAAAUGUGACGAAUAGAGCCGCCAAGGACUCCUUGUUCUACGUUUCAGAGAGGCGUGUUUGUUCUACAUGUAUUUGUAUCGUAGAGUUCCACGAGAGGUCAUUCUGAAUGCAUCCCAUGUCAACGUUGUGUUUUGAAAAGGGAACGGAUGUGUAAUGUAAACCACGUGUUGAGAAAAUAAACUUUGGGCCUGUUACUGUCCUAGAUGUCUAUACCCAUUACUGUACUGUAUACUGACUCAGCCUGAAAUAUUUCCACUGGGUAAAUAAAUAAAGAUGUGGCAUUUUUUUUUUUUUAAAGGUU